Molecule: messenger RNA, 588 nt
Organism: Debaryomyces fabryi
Lineage: Eukaryota; Fungi; Ascomycota; Pichiomycetes; Serinales; Debaryomycetaceae
Exons: 1
Coding region: 1-588 (195 amino acids)
Source: RefSeq, a predicted model, not a curated record
AUGUCUCAGGAUGAAUGUUAUAAGAUGUGGUCUUCUGAGAGACUCGCGUUCUUCUUGCUUGUAAGAGGAUGCACAUUUCCUAAUGGAUUAUCUAGAGAAGAGUUAGAAGAUUUGGUGAAAGAAAAGGCUAAUGUUCCAAUUCUUAAAGUGCCAAUAAAUGAAACAACAAUUAGACAAUUAAUUCCGGAUCAUUUGAUUUCCUGGUUGUUUGCGAGAGAUUAUAUUGUAACUCCAAAGGCCAAACCGAUGCUUAUGGUACCGGAAGACAAUGCUAUACCUAAUUAUAAAGAGUUCUUAAGAGUUGCCAACAACGAUUAUAAAGAUAAAAUACUACUUAUGGAUGAAGCUAGUGUUUUAGAAGCAGAGUUACAAUUAGCUAAGAUUUUACAGACUAAAUAUGCAUUUUUGACUCAACCGACUGAAGAUUGGAAUUUCAUGGAGCAUCGCUACCGUAAUGCAGACUUAGAUAUCAUUCUAGAAUUAUUCGGAUUCUAUGAUAAAUAUCCCAUGAUGAAAAAUAAGGGAUUGCAAAGUAAACAAGUCUUGGCCAAGACAAGUGUAGACUUUUUUGCUACUGGAAGUUUAUAG